AGCAAUAGCAUCAUCAUUCACACACACGCACACACAGAUGGGUGGCUUAGUGGGAUUUCUCUUAGCCUUGGUAGCGAUAACUUCACUGCUUCCAGCUUACGCUGUUGGUGGCACCACCAGGAGCUAUGAGUUUAACAUUAAGCUGCAAAAUGUUACACGACUGUGCCACACAAGGAGCAUGGUGACAGUGAACGGGAAAUUUCCAGGUCCUCGGAUCGUUGCUAGGGAGGGUGAUCGCUUGCUUAUCAAAGUUACAAAUCACGUCUCCAAUAAUAUUACAAUCCAUUGGCAUGGUAUUCGACAGCUACGUAGUGGAUGGGCCGAUGGGCCAUCAUAUAUAACACAAUGCCCCAUACAAACAGGGCAAAGUUACGUGUACAAUUACACUGUUGUUGGACAAAGAGGAACGUUGUUUUGGCAUGCACAUAUAUCAUGGCUACGAGCAAGUGUUUAUGGCCCUCUCAUCAUUCUUCCAAAGCUUCAUGUCCCUUACCCUUUUGUCAAACCCUAUAAAGAAGUUCCCAUCAUCUUUGGGGAGUGGUUUAAUACUGAUCCGGAGGCAAUCAUUGCUCAAGCAACACAAACUGGUGGGGGUCCGAAUGUUUCUGAUGCAUAUACCUUUAAUGGGCUUCCUGGACCUUUCUAUAACUGCUCUGCUAAAGAUACAUUCAAGCUGAAGGUUAAACCCAACAAGACAUACCUCCUGCGACUGAUCAAUGCAGCACUCAAUGAUGAACUCUUUUUUAGCAUAGCAAACCAUACCCUGAGAGUCGUUGAAGCUGACGCCAUUUAUGUAAAACCUUUCGACACUGAAACACUCGUGAUAGCCCCUGGUCAAACCACAAACGUCCUCCUUAAGACACAGUCAACGUUCCCUGGUGCCAACUUUCUAAUCUCCGCUAGACCAUAUGUAACAGGUCAAGGAACCUUCGAUAAUUCCACGGUUGCUGGUAUUCUUGAAUAUGAAUCAUCCAUUCCUAUGAAAAACCUCCCACUCUUCAAACCUACAUUACCAUCUUUAAAUGACACUUCUUUCGUGACAAAAUUUUCAAAUAGACUCCGAAGCUUGGCAAGUGCUCAAUUUCCAGCUAACGUCCCCCAGAAGGUUGACAAACAUUUAUUUUUCACCAUAGGACUUGGGACAACCCCCUGUGCGAAAAACAAAACAUGUCAAGGACCUAAUGGAACUAGGUUCGCAGCAUCUAUAAAUAACGUGUCAUUUGUUCAACCAAGUGUUGCCCUUCUCCAGUCUCACUUUUUUGAUCAAUCAAAGGGUGUUUAUAGUCCUUAUUUUCCUAUCAGCCCGUUGCAUUGGUUUAACUAUACAGGGACUCCUCCAAACAAUACCUUUGUGAGCAAUGGCACGAAAGUGAUGGUUCUUCCGUUUAAUACUAGUGUGGAGUUAGUCAUGCAAGAUACAAGCAUUCUUGGAGUUGAAAGCCACCCUCUUCAUCUCCAUGGAUUCAAUUUCUUUGUGGUAGGUCAAGGGUUUGGGAAUUACAACCCUAAGAAGGACUCGAAGAACUUCAAUCUAGUGGACCCUGUUGAAAGAAACACAGUAGGCGUACCUUCUGGUGGGUGGGUUGCCAUACGAUUUAUUGCAGACAAUCCAGGGGUAUGGUUCAUGCAUUGCCAUUUGGAAGUUCAUACCAGUUGGGGUUUGAAGAUGGCUUGGCUUGUCUUGGAUGGAAAACUUCCGAACCAAAAGCUUUUACCUCCACCAGCCGAUCUCCCAAAGUGCUGAAGUUACCUGUUUGACUCCUUUCAGCUUGAUUUUUGUCAACAAAUCAAUUUUAGAUUUGUAUUUUUCUACAUAUACACAAAUUACUUUUCUACUUCUUGACCUUGAGUUUCUAGCGAGUUGACUAGUAACGGGAAGAAGGCUCAUCAUUUGUAUAACCAGAGUUACGUUCAUAAAAUUAAAACCAUGUUGUUGGGAUAAA
This is a messenger RNA of Lactuca sativa (garden lettuce), 1943 nucleotides long. Its product is annotated as laccase-17. The record is from RefSeq and is a predicted model, not a curated record. Gene Ontology annotation, biological process: lignin catabolic process. Gene Ontology annotation, cellular component: apoplast. Gene Ontology annotation, molecular function: hydroquinone:oxygen oxidoreductase activity; copper ion binding. Lineage: Eukaryota; Viridiplantae; Streptophyta; Magnoliopsida; Asterales; Asteraceae.